AUCGUUCUCUCUCCCACACUACGACAACAACACCACAUCGUCAACUACUCCGCCACAACCCAGUAUCUUGGCGCUCCACCACGCACGUAACACAGUCAAACCGGCCCCCUCCCCGAGCCAAGACCGCACUUCGCCACCUCUUGUCCUUGGCCCUUAGCUCCAGUCUUGGCGCCACGCAAUCCCCAACUCCCAUAAAACCCACCCAACCUCGCGUCUCUUCACACCCCCACCCCCCACCCACUUGUCACUCUAUCACAACCACUACAAUGGCCUCUACUUCCCCUCGCCCCCACCACCCCGCCCCGGCCUAUGUCGCCGCCUCGUCCCGCGCCCACCCCUACGCCGGCCACCAGCAGCAGCACCACCGCCGCAGGCCAUCCCCCUCGGGCCAGCAGGACGACCGCGAGCGCCGCCUCCCCCCCUCGCCUCCCCGCUCGCGUCGCGACGCCAGCUACUCGCCCCCCAUGUCUGCCAAGCAGGCUCCCUCGCCUCCUGCGGCCGACCCCACCGACAACUUCUGGGACGAUGUCCCCGCUCCCCCCUCGUCGCUCAAGUCGAUCCUCGACUCGUUCCGCCGCUCCGGUGAGGGCGACCGCGACCUCCUCAUGGCCAUCCUCGGCGCCAAGAAGUCGGAGGAGGAGCGCCUGACGUCGGUCAUCCAGACCCGUCUCACCAUCCUCCAGGCCCGUCUCAACCUCGCCGCCAUCCAGGCCCAGAUGCAGGCCAUGCCCCCCAUGCCCGACCCGUCCCAGUUCCAGGGCUACCCUCCCGAGCGCACCCCCUCGCUCUCGCGCGGCUCGGUCUCGUCGGACAACUCGUCGCCCCGCCCCUCGGUCUCGCUCCCCUCCCACGGCUACGCCGGCUACCCCGCCGGCUACGCCUCGGAGCGCAUCCACCUCCCUCCCCCUGCUGCCAUGUACGAGCGCGACCACCCCCGGGAGCGUGGUGACCGCCUCCCUCCCCUUCGCGAGGACGACCGCCGCUCGGCCCCUUCCCCUCGCGACCGUCGUCCUCCCUCCCCCGGAGACGACCGCCGCCCCCCGGGUGGUCUCGAGAUGCUCCUCGAGGGUGUCCGCGAGGCUGAGCGCAAGGAGCUUGCCUAAGUGCUUUGCAUUAGGUUCAUAGAUGAGAGGGUCAUGGCUGGUGCCACUGCUGUUGUAUCGUAGUAGCUCAAUGGGUUUCCCGCACGUCGUGCGACGUUGUAUUCCUAUGCAUGUUUGAAACGAUCA
Messenger RNA from Vanrija pseudolonga, 1229 nucleotides. RefSeq lists its product as uncharacterized. The coding region runs from base 267 to 1103 and encodes 278 amino acids. The transcript is spliced from 2 exons. The record is from RefSeq and is a predicted model, not a curated record. NCBI's taxonomy places the organism in Eukaryota, Fungi, Basidiomycota, Tremellomycetes, Trichosporonales, Trichosporonaceae.